AUGAUGGGACUCGUGGACUGCAUGUUUCUGCUUCUGUCCACCACACAGUUCAUUCUAGGAAUGCUGGGGAACAACUUUAUUGUGUGGGUCCAUGGCAGUAGUUGGCUCAAGAGCAAGAGAAUCUCUUUGUCUGACUUCAUCAUCAUUAUACUGGCUCUCUCCAGGAUUAUUUUGCUGUCUAUUCUAUUGUUUGAUAGCAUUUUAACGAUGUUCUUUUAUAAAGUGCACCAAGAAGGCAGAGUAAUGCAAAUUAUUGAUAUUUUGUGGACAUUUACAAAUCAUAUGAGCAUUUGGCUUGUCACCUGUCUCAAUACCUUCUACUGCCUGAAAAUUGCCAGUUUCUCUCAUCCCACAUUCCUGUGGCUCAAGUGGAGAGUCUCCAGGUUGGUUGCAUGGAUGUUGCUGGGUGCUCUGCUCCUGUCAUGUGCAAGUGCCACGUCUCUGAUCCAUGAAUUUAAGAUCUAUUCUGCUUUGAUUGGAAGUGAUGUCCCAAGGAAUAUGACUGAGCACGUCAGGAAAAAAAGUGAAUAUGAUAUGCUCCACGUUCUUGGAACAUUGUGGAACUUUCCUCCCCUAAUUGUGUCUCUGGCCUCCUCCUUUCUGCUCAUCCUCUCCCUGGGGAGGCACACACGGCAGAUGCAGCAAAAUGGCACCAGCUCCAGUGACCCAAGCACUGAAGCCCACAAGAGGGCCAUCAAAAUCAUCCUCUCCUUCCUCUUUCUUUUCCUACUGUAUUUUAUUGCCUUUUUAAUUGCAUAUUCUAGUCGUUUCCUACCAGGAACUAAAGUGAUUGUGUUGACUGGAGAAACAAUGACAAUGUUUUAUCCCACUGGCCACACAUUUAUUCUCAUUCUGGGAAAUAAUAAACUGAAGCAGACGUUUGUGAAUAUGAUGUGGCCUAAGGCUCGUAAUGGAUCAUAG
Molecule: messenger RNA, 921 nt
Organism: Talpa occidentalis (Iberian mole)
Lineage: Eukaryota; Metazoa; Chordata; Mammalia; Eulipotyphla; Talpidae
Product: taste receptor type 2 member 3
Exons: 1
Coding region: 1-921 (306 amino acids)
Biological process (GO): G protein-coupled receptor signaling pathway; sensory perception of taste; detection of chemical stimulus involved in sensory perception of bitter taste
Cellular component (GO): membrane
Molecular function (GO): G protein-coupled receptor activity; bitter taste receptor activity
Source: RefSeq, a predicted model, not a curated record